AUGCGUGAACAGUUGACUCGGGACAUGCUUUUGAGCCUUGAUUGGACAAGAGAAAUUUCAACCUGUGAUCCUGCCUACUACAGAUGGACUCAGUGGCUCUUUAUAAAACUCUACAAGGCAGGUUUAGCCUAUCGCCGCUUGGCUGUGGUAAACUGGGAUCCAGUGGAUCAAACCGUCUUGGCGAACGAAUUAGUGGACGCUGAGGGGAGGUCCUGGCGUUCGGGAGCCGUGGUUCAGAAGCGCACAAUGCGUCAGUGGUAUUUUCGAACGCUGGCCUACUCCACGGUAGGUGAAACAAUCGAAGUUUGCCAUAUGCUUGACCUCUGA
Messenger RNA from Dibothriocephalus latus, 327 nucleotides. The record is from the annotation of a GenBank genome assembly. Lineage: Eukaryota; Metazoa; Platyhelminthes; Cestoda; Diphyllobothriidea; Diphyllobothriidae.